AUGGUCCUAGCCGCGUCGGGUAUGGCCCACGUGCCGCCGUCGUCGCCUCAAUCGCGCUCGUCGUCGCCGGCAGCCACAACGACCCCGGUUGGAGGCCCGUCGCUCGAGCUCGGAUCGGCAUUGCGUAGCAUACAACGACGCUCGAGCGAACGCUUCGACGAUGCACCAACCGGGUCCCGCUCCACCACCUCCUCCACUUCAACCGCCACGGGAUUCUCAUGGAACAUCAUCAAGAACAGCUCGGGCUCGGGCUCGUCGUCGCCUCAGCAGAUGAUGACCGCGCUCGAAGCCGACUUGCGAUUGGCCGCUCAAGUCGGGCAGGCCUUGUUGGAGGAAAAGGCGGGGUUGGAGAAGCGGUUGGCGACAGCCGAGACAGGGAACCAAAAGAUGCUCGAUCGACUGGCCACGGCCGUCAAGGAGGCUCAGCAGCUGCAAAGGGUAAGCUCACGGUGCCACUACUAAUUCGAGGCGGGCAAACGUGGGGUGAAAAAGAGGAGACCCUCUCCUGUCCGCCCCCACUUACGCUUCGGGCACCAUGAGAGAGCGGAAGGUGCCGAAUCGCUGAUCAUGAGUUUUCCUGGCCGCCAUGCAGAGACUCGAAGAGACUGUGAACAACCUCGAACAAGCUGAAGCCAACAACCGGGCCCUGCUCGUCUCGCUGGAAGAGGAUCGCAAAACCAUCACCCGACUCUCGUCCGACGCAGGUAAACUCAUUGCGACCUCGGCCUCCCUCAAAUCCUUAUCUCGUACACACGAGGACACGUUGCAGGAACUCAUCUCGGAGCGGAAACGGGCCACACACGCCGAGAGCAGGGUCAAAAAAGCAGGGGAUAGAGUGGCCGAGAUGGAGGAACGGCUCAAGCGCGCGAUCCAAGACCUCGAAGAAAUGAGGCAGGACACGGUCUUACGCAGUCGCAAAAGCUAUGAAGCGUUGGCUAAAGCCAAAGCCAAGUUUGCCUCCUCGACGGAAACCAUCUUGGGCUCGGACGGCACCGAGGUCGCGGCCAAUCCGGAAGCCGUCGAGUUGCUCAAGCUCGUCGAAGGCCUCGUCUCGGAGAACGAGAUGCUCCGGUCCGAAAGUCAAGAGCUCCAAAGUCUGCUGGACACAGCACGCGAUGGGCAACAGUCAUCCCGAUCGCCCUUCCAUGCCGAAGACGCUCCGAAUGAGGAGGACGAGUACGACGGCCACAGGAUUCCGACGGAACUGUCCUCGAACCUGAUGUCCGAGGUCUUGAGCUCGCCUUCCCUGUCCCAGUCAGCCUCGCACUCGUUCUCGGGUUUCGAAUCAUCGCUACCGUUCUCCUCGUCGUCAACCGAGGCGACCUCUUUGCAUCGUUCGACCGCAUCCCACUCGAAUCGCACCAUUGAUCUGUCGCGGACAUGCAGCGACGGGUCCGUCCACGCUUCGGAUGAACCCGUUCGACAUUCCUACUUCACACCUUUGGCCAACAGUACUUCCCGCAACACGAAUCGGAGAUUCAGCGGUACCGACCAGAUGAGCGCGGCCUUGUCAGCCGAAGGUUUGCCUACGCCGCGGAUUCCGAUCGGAAGGCGACACCACGCGCGACGAGCAAUGAGCAUCGACGUCACUUCCAUGAGCAAUAUGAUCAACUCGCGACGUAUGUCGGUGGGUGGGACACCGACUUCGCCGAACAUGGACUAUGGGCAAGAGAACCGACCGCCCUCAUCGUUGUCGAUGAACGGAAGCGAUCUCGAGGACACAACGGGCUUUGUUCGACCUCGGCGGCAUCAUCGACCACUUUCUCUCGCGCUUGGUCCACCUUUGUUUCCUCAAGUACUGGAGGACGACUCGGCUCCCUUCAAAUAUAGCACCACGGCGCGCAACUCGCCGCGCAUGCGAACUAAUCGAUCCUCGACGCCUGCUGAGGUCUCGACACCCUCGGGCCCGAUCUCGCCGACGAAACGAAGGCGCACGCUGGGGUUAUCGCCCGACGGUCGUUCAGCCCUGGUUGACUCGGGAACACAGACUUCGCCGGCGCCCGUGCCCGUGCCUAUCAUCUAUCACCCAACGACAUCAAUCCCGCGACGGGGCAGCUUCACAUCGUCCUCUCGCAGCGUCUCACCUCGGCUCGGGAGCGACCUUCCACGAUCGAACACAACAGUCUCCGACCUCUCGGACACGGACCCUUCACCCAAAACCGACCAACUCGUGCCCACGUCGUCGAUGGAGAUGCGAACCGCAGCUUUGAGCGGCUUGAUCGACCAUGCGACACGAUUGUUUACGAGGAUACAGGCCGCCGAUAUUGCGUCGCAGGAGAAUCGACUCAAGAAACAACACCUUUCGGGAGAUGUGCGACACGUCGCGUUGGCGAACAUGAAAACUCUGGUGAGUCGGUCAGCUGUUGAGCUGCGUAGAGCGCGCUGCAGAAUCUUUUGCUGACUUGCUCCGAGGAAUGGAAUGCACCAGGUCCACGACAUUGAAGAGCUACGAGCCCAUUUCAGAAGGGUGUUAGAGCGGGAACGAUCCGGAGCCGGAAGGGAUGCAAUGGCUUCAAAAGCACCGGGCGACGUUGCCUCGACCGAAUCGAUGGUCCUGCGCCGAGACUUUGUCGCACUCGUCAAGCUGUUCCGUGACCUCUUGUUUGAGCUCUCUCGACUGCGGACGCUGGUCAACAGGGUCGAGGUGGAACCUCAUCUCGCUACGAACCUGCGGAAACUCGACGACCCGAGCGUGAUCGAUCUCGUGCAAGGCAAGUUGGCGACGCCUACGAGCAGCAGCUUCCUCUCGCCUCUGUCGCGGUUCAUCCCCUCAGCUCUGAUGCCGGGUAGUGAAGCCUCAGCGAGUACCGGUGCACCACCUACUCUGGCAGCUCCGGGAAGGAAGGCUAGUCCUGCUGCCCCAAUCCCUACAACCCGAACCGCACCAAAACGAUCAGGCGUUAGCGCCGUUUCAUCUGCGACCGUCGAAGUCGAAUUUGGCAAAGGGGGAGCCGUGCGACGCGCUGCUCAAACUGAUCGGCCUGGCGAAGAAGGGACCGGCGUGGAGGCCAACGCUUCCCCCUCGAGUGCGAUCAGCGCCCAUGUUCAAGGGACGAGUGGCCGACGCACCGGCUCCCAGGUCAAGCGUGAUCUCAACAGCAUCUUCGCGGGAGCUUCGAACGUGCCUCCACCUUCUUCCAAACCUUCGGAACCAUGGAAACUCCUUUCUCGAGGCAACCCAGCGAACUCGACAUCGACUUCGGUCGCAGGUUCAUACAAUCCUUUCAACCGUCUCCUCGCAUCUUACCGUCCCUCCAUGUCAAGUACUACCAACGCUGUACUCGACUCGAUACCUCAUGCCCCCGGCCCGAACGAAGAAGGUGCCGCUCCAAUGCCGACGCUGUUAGAACGCCAACUCCGCCCUCGAGGACUUUCGGACUCGUCGAUCCGCAGUACUUUUGUCGCGCAUGCAAAUCCUCAUCAUCGGAUCCUCUCACCCGCGACUUUAGCUCUUUCGAGUGACUCGACCUCGGGCCAAGUUGUUGCAACGCCCCUACCCAUCCCCGUCAUCGCCAACAGUAUUCCUGACACGGAUGGAGCAAGUUGUUCGCGCCCUUCAUGGAAACAACAACUGACAGACUCGCUCCUCGCCACCACGCCCGUCGGUCGACGACCCUCAAUGGCUAACUUGCGUUCCCAACGUUCCUCAAGUCAACUAAGAAGCGUUUCUGCACCUCAUCCUUCAGGAGAAGAGGAUAUACCUCCCGUUCCAAGUCUCCCGGCGAUCAUUCCCCCUCCCACUAGUAUCCCCAUUAAGAUCCACCGCUCGCCGUCAUCCCCUUCCGCCUCUACGCCAAGAACGACAAGCUCAUUCAUCGCCGUUCCUGUUCCAGCGAGCGCCAAAGACGGUCCAAGUUCCUUCCUAGGCUCGUUAACGACUUGGGCGACUUCGAAAGACACCGGGACCGGCGUUGGUUUGGUGGGUUCCUGUCAAGGCCAAGGGGGUUUCGCGGAUCGGGAAAGGAGAGGGAUGGGUUUGCAUUAG
Messenger RNA from Microbotryum saponariae, 3985 nucleotides. The record is from the annotation of a GenBank genome assembly. Lineage: Eukaryota; Fungi; Basidiomycota; Microbotryomycetes; Microbotryales; Microbotryaceae.